Molecule: messenger RNA, 3103 nt
Organism: Vitrella brassicaformis
Lineage: Eukaryota; Vitrellaceae
Source: the annotation of a GenBank genome assembly
ACACGAUACGCGACGAGGAAGGGCAGCACAACGUACGUGAGAGCGAACACCGGCCCAUCUAUUCAUUCUUCCAUCGUCUUGUGGUGUUGGUUGGUGCAGCUGUCAUGGGAGUCCGCGGGUGGCCCGCCCAGCUGGGCGUAGCGGCCUCCCUCGGUGUGCUGCUUGCUAUGGGCUGGUACUUCUGGGCAAAGCUGGCGAGCAAAGACGGAGAUCUACAAGCAAUCAGGUGGCUGAAGAGCAUUAGAGGGAGCCAUCCCUCCUUGACGCAUACAUCUCCCUGUUUGUCCUCUCAGGGAGCAAAAGAACGCUCAGCUUCAGGUGCGCAUGAAUAAUGCAGCACACGCCAACAAAAACAAGGCACCUGUGUUGAUCGAUGCUGCUCACUUGUCCCUGUCCCUGUCCUCUCUGCUCAUUCAUACGGCAACGGACGACAGACCUAUCACGAUGCGUGGGUGUCGUUCGAGCGUGCGGGUCUGCGGGGCAUUGUGGAGCUGCACGACUUCGGCAACGGCGUCGGCGUCCGCCUGUCGCCACACAACAACGCCUCGCACGACGAGCCGCAGACCAGCGGGACCAGGGGGGCUGUGCCCAACAGCACACUGCUCUUCUCCUUCCCUGGUGAGUUGCCGGACGGACGGGUAGAGGAUGAGCACAAUGACGACCUGCGGCCUGUCUCUUCAGGUUCCCUCGCGGUCGAUCUGCUGUCCGCCUCAGGACCCCUUGCUCAGCAGCUCAAACAGGUGGGUGGGUGCACGUGUGUGGACGAAGAGUGGGUCAAUGAUGGAUGGCUGGCUGGAUGUGAGCGCAGGACAUAACGUCGGGGCGGAUAACGCCACUCACAGCCUGCCUGGUUCGAAUGAGAGGCUCGCGUGCCAUCUUCUGAUUAUUCUGAUGAUGAUGAUGAUGGGUGCGUGUGUGUGGGUGGGUGGGUGUUUGUCAGGGUCUUUUCUUGGCUGAGCGGCGGGCGGAUGAGGCCUCCCCUUUGGCUGCCUUCUGGCGGGCGGUGCCCGACAGGCAGUGGCACAAGGUCAAUGACAGAUAGAUAGAUGUGUGAUCAGCACGAAGGAAGGAAUCCUUCCUUCGAUUGGUGUCUUCGUGCAGGAGAAUGGCAUCUUCUCCAUCCCCGACUAUGAGUUCAAUCUCACUGCAUUUGGGACCACCAUGGAGCACUGGAAAACACAGGCACGUGCCAUUCUGCCGACAGAAUGCCGCAUCAGGCCAGGAAUGUGGCUUCUUUGCUGACCGAUCGCUCAGGCCGUUGAAGCAACCAACGCCGCCUGGACGUACCUUUCAGAGCAGCCGGCAUUCCAGGAGCCGCACCUCUCCAUCGACGAGGCACGCAACAGCUCCCUCCAUCGGCGUGCAUGGAUCUGCAUCCGUUCUUUCCUGUGUGUUGUGUUGCGGGUGGCUCUGUGAUGGUGUGUGUCAGGUUCGGUGGGCGUACAUGCUGGUGCACUCACAUGGCAUCGGACACGGCAACGCACGGAGGGGUACGCAGGUGGACGGCUGGGUCAAUGGCCUUGUGAGAGGUUCUGCCCGUCUGUCUGUGUAUGGUGGGGUGGUAUGCAGGUGGUGUGGUGGUUGAGCCUGCAUUCAUGGCUCCUGUGCUCUUCAUGCGACCAACGCCAGAGGAGAGGGACGCUGUCCGGUAGCUUAACAUACAAAACGGAAGGAUGGCUGCGCACAUAUUUAAUGUACACAUCCCUAUGCUACGUAUUCUGUGUUCGUGCAGCAUCUUGUGGAACGAUACGACGAGCCGCUACGAGGUGUACGCCAAUGAAGACACCAAACCAGGUGUGGGUGGGUGGUCUUUCCGUCCGUCACCUCUUGUGUGUAUGUGUAUAUGUGUAUCAGGGGAGGAGCUGUACGCGCAUUCCCCUCUGCUGUCUGAUGCCUCCCUGUUGGCCUACCGCGGCCUGUGGUACCCCUCACGUCACCGCAUGCAAGUCACUCUCAACCUCACCGACACACUCAACCGACCAAACAUGUAUGUGCACGUGUGUAUGUAAGCACAGGGCGCCAGCCGAGCUGGCAGUGUCUGGUCUUUACAUGGAUGUUUUGGUGCGGGUGGUGUGGUGUUUGGCAGAUCGUCUGCGACUGUCGAGGCCAUGAGGAGGCACGGGUGCAUCGACGACAGCAACCAGCUCUCAUUCUGGAUCAAGUAAGACCACACAGCGGUCUCUUGGCAGUGUCGUCUUACUGUGCAUCACGCUCUCUUCCUGCUGCCGCCUGCAGGAUGAUAGACAAGAAGCAGAAGAUCCCUCCGGUAUUGCUCUCGUGCAUGCGCCUGCUCGCCGUCGCUGACACACCCAACAAGUGGGCGAUUCAAUGCAUCCGCUGCAAGACUCCCUACCUCGCACUCCCACUCUCACUCGCACAGGUAUGGCGUGCUCGAGCGGAAGAACUGGUUCGGUGCAUGGCCCAUCACACGACACAUCAACCAGCAAAACGAGGCACAGGCCGCACAGACAGCCAAGGUGAGUGAGGUGGCUUGAGGUCUGUUCCGCCACUCAUCGCUGUGUGUGUGUGUGGGUGGUUGGGUGGGUUGUCAGGCGUUGCUAGAUGUGCUGUUUGACCAGCUGAUGUCGGUCAACGUCGAGAUCAGGGAGAAGCUGGGCAAGAAGACCACCGGCGACAUUCCUUCCAUGCAGGUCUGUGAGGACAACACAAUACCCGCAAAGGCCUUGCAGUGGUGGGACAUUCUCUGUGGCUGGUGUGGGUGGUGACUUCAGGUUCGCAUGGCGGAGGUCGAGAUGCUCGUCAGCCUCAUCACGGUAAGCACCCGAAUGUGCCUGCAUCUUCGAAUUCCCUUCACCACUCCCUCUUGUCUGUUCCCUCCCUUGCCCAGUCAAUGAAGGACCUGGAGGCCAUCGCCAGCAACCAGGUCAUGUACGAGGCGUACCACGUCAUGAUGCUCGAGGAGUGGAAGAAGAAACACGGCACUCACACACCGCACCCAUCGCUCACGACGGCCGCCGAUGCCAGCGCUGACCACACUAACGCGACCGACACGACCGGCGGGGGCGAGGGAAGUGUGUUGGGGGAUGCAAAAGCAGAAGCUGUGAAGAAUAACGGUGUGGAUUUGGCCAAGAGCAGCUGAGCC